Molecule: messenger RNA, 1548 nt
Organism: Eremothecium sinecaudum
Lineage: Eukaryota; Fungi; Ascomycota; Saccharomycetes; Saccharomycetales; Saccharomycetaceae
Product: ferric reductase family protein
Exons: 1
Coding region: 1-1548 (515 amino acids)
Cellular component (GO): plasma membrane
Molecular function (GO): oxidoreductase activity
Source: RefSeq, a predicted model, not a curated record
AUGGUCGAACUAUUGGUUAAAAGACAUGGGAGUGCUCACUAUGCUAAUCUCCCUUAUGGUUUCUAUGCUUUUGCUGUGAUAUUAAUCUAUAUUCUGGUGCUGGUUCUGGUGCGUAAGGUGUUCCCUAAUAGUUCGCUUAAACCGCGGAAUUCUUUCUACAGAAAGACCAUCGAUGCCUCGCCAAUGGUCCAUCUACCAUUCUUAUUUAUCUGCCUAGGUAUUCCAUUCAUUGACCACUAUUCAAUAUUCACUAAUGUUGCAGUUUAUAUGAAGCGCCUAGGACGAUUGUCAUAUGUGCUAGUAUUCCUAAAUGUCUUUCUGACAUUAAAGCCCAACUAUUUGCUGUCAGAUUACAUUUACAUUCAGCUAAUACCGCUGCAUAUAUGGCUGUCUAGGAUUAUAUCCGCCUUUGGCAUAGUUCAUGGUGCUGGAUUUAUUUUAAAGUGGAGCCUGGACGACAAAGUUUCCUUGAUUAGUAAGUUGAUCAAGAACGUUUGGAACCUGGUCGGGUUGAUCACUUCGCUUCUUAUUGUGCUACUAUUGUUUGCAAGUACUGCAGCUAUGAGAAGGUACUCAUACAAAACGUUCUUUGUUAUCCACCAGCUGUGUCAGUGGUCGAUGUGUAUCCUUGUGCCGAUACAUGCAAGACCAGGUGUCGCAUGGCCGUUCUCAGUAUGCAUUGCCUGCCUAUAUUUUUACCAAUUUAUCACAGAUAUCAAAUCAAGCAAGACAACUGAUGUGUUGACUAAAAUCACGAACUAUAAGGCUGGAACUAACUUAGUACGCGUGAAACUCGGAAGAUAUGUCAUGCCUAGCAACUUUAGCCCAGGCUCCCACCUGAGAAUUACCUGCUACCGAAAAUUCAAUCCAUUGUAUUGGAUUUUGCCUAGUCAUCCUUUUACGGUUGCCUCACUUCCGAAGGAUGACGAAGUUGAACUAAUUGUCCGUGAACAUGGGCGCUUCAAGCUGGAAUUAGGUACCUUAUACACUGUUGUUAAUUAUUCCCCUGGAAUUCCGCUGGAGAAGUUAAGGAAUGUAAAGCGGGUAGCAAUUGUCGUUGGAGGAAGUGGUAUUUCUUUAGGUUUACCGACUUUCAGGUAUAUUAGAGACGAACUGAAUGUUGACUACCUGAAAUUUAUAUGGCUAGUCAAGAACAAAGGAGAUCUGCAUGUAGUGGAGGACAAGGAAGGAAUGGAUAUUUAUGUGACCAAAGCUGCUAUAGAACCACCCUGCACCGAAACUAGUGAUCCUCCUGAACAUAUUACAACGGAAUACGAGUUAGAAUAUGUAGAUGAUUUGGACGGUGAAGCCAACCAGCUAGAUGCAACAGGUGCUUUAAUCUCUAGUAUACAUACCAAAUCAGCUACAAGCAGAAUGAGAUUCGGAACUCGUAUUGACUGGGGAGUUGAAUUAUCCACGUUUGUAACGGAGGCACAAAAUAUGAACCACUUGCUAGUACUAUGUGGGCCAAAGACCCUUGUUGACGAAGGGGAAGCUUACGCAAUGACAAACAAAAUAGACUUUUACAAAGAAGUCUAUUCUAUAUAA